This is a messenger RNA of Cladocopium goreaui, 1428 nucleotides long. Lineage: Eukaryota; Dinophyceae; Suessiales; Symbiodiniaceae. The record is from the annotation of a GenBank genome assembly.
AUGGCGACUACUUGGGAAGCCUUCCUCUCAGAGAUUGCGCAAUUGCAAGGGUUUAUUGAUAACCAGAAGAAGGUUGUUGACAAAAAGAACCUUGCAGAAUGCAUGGCUGCACAUGUGAAGCAGAUCACAUCGCGCUCCAACCUCACCACCAACGCAGAAGGUGCAACCAAGUUUAGUGACCUCAUCAGUACUGGACCGUGGACAGACGACCAGAAGUUGCAGCUGGGCAACUGGGCUUCAGACAUUCUGCUCCAGUCAUCCCCGGGCGGUCAAUCCAAGAAGCGUGACAGCCAAGUGGUGACUGCAUUCCACCAAUACUUUUCCAAGCACGAUGUCAAAGUACUCAGCGAUGCAGAGACACCCGUGCUGCCGAAACUCGAGUGUAUCGUAGAUCAACUGGUGAAAGUUGGCUGCAACUUGCCUCAUGAACAGAGUUGGCGCACGAUCCUCCAAACUGCCUCGGUUGCAGGACUUCAACUUCCUGAUGAAACAACUUCUGUAGCUUUUCUGCGGCAAAUGAAGCAGAUGCUCAGAAAGAAGCCAGUUGUUGUGCCGCGCCACUUGGUCAGAUUUCCGCCCAAGCCCCAAGACUUGGAAUGGUUUUCCACUGCUUACACCGCAGAGGACCCUCCACAUGAGCUUGACGCGACUGAAGCCUUGAAGCAGGGUGUGACCUUGCGUAUCAGUGGAAGGAAUGUUGACAAGUCAAGAGUCGGUGGGUCAAUAAACCCAAAGGCCUUGACAUUCCAUGGGCCUGAUGCUGCACCUUCGCCUCCGCAUGGAGACCAGUCUCAAGAGAUGUGGGCCCGUAUGGGUGCCAUGAUGAUGCAGAUGAUGAUGCAUGGUGGCAGCGCCAACCCGAACAAAGCAAACAUCCAGCUCACCAAAAAGCAAAAGAUGUUGGAGGAUGGACCGCAGAGUGGAGGGGGUCAACCUGCGGCCCUUAAGGACGCGCCCCCUGCGGAUCAGAAUGUCCCUCCUGGACCGUCCAAAGGGCCAGAAGAUUCUACCGCUGAACAAGCACCAGCCCAUGAAGCGCAGCCGCAAGCCGAUGCAGUCUUGUUGAGCUUGCCUGAAAAUCAACCUUCAAUGAAAAAGCCAGCUGCGGCCAUUGCGGGGAAGCCUAAAGUCAAGGCAAAGUCCAGCUCGAAGUGCUCGGGCAAAGCUAAGCCCAAGGCAAAGGCAAAGGCAAAGGCAACGAUUAAGUCCAUUGCCAAGGGAGGUGGUGCAGGUCAUGGCAAGGCUACCGGCAAGGGGAACUCUGGUGGCAAGGGGCUGAAGCCAAAGACUAUCAUUCAGUGCAAAAAGGGCUGGAGGAUCGAUGAGCGUGUGAGAGAUUCGGGCCAGAAAGACAGGCACUACAUCAGCCCAGAGGGCACGAUGUUUCGAACUUUGACUUCGGCCACUGAAGGUGGCUUUGAAGGGUAG